GAGAAAGUAAUCUAUCUCAUCACAGAUGCAUGUCUGAAUUAGUAUUUUAUAAGGACGGUGCAGGAGAGGCUGGCGAGGAAGGGGAUGUUGAAGUAUGAUAGAUUGGUCAGCUUCAAUAUGUGGAUUACCUGAUUAUUGGGAUGGUGAGCUUGAAUAAUUCUUUCGUAUACACGCAAUUCCAUCCCCUCGCCUACACCGUAAAACUCAACAUCGAGAUGUCGAUGGCAGAACUAAUCGCCCAAGUCUCGUGCAGCUCCAACAACCCUGCUACACUGCUGCAGCCCCACUGCCGAACCAUCCUGGCCAGAAGAGCUCAGAAGCACGAACUCGCUCACCUGUCCCUCAAUCAAGGUCAAAACAGAAAUGUGCUGAAGCCCAAAGAUGGCUGGAGCGGGUCCCUCUCCUCCUUCAACGUCGACAGAAGCCUAAGCCGUACGGCGUCUAACGGCGGCGAGGUGAUGGCGAACAUGAAGCGAGAAGUGCAGAUCUAUGUUGAGGGAGGAGGAGCAUUAACCCGAGCUUGGGCUUGAAGGAGCAGAAGAGUAUCGCGGAGAGUACGAGGAGUGGGACUUUUGAUAUGAUGUGGAUGUUGAUAGGAU
Molecule: messenger RNA, 599 nt
Organism: Hyaloscypha bicolor E
Lineage: Eukaryota; Fungi; Ascomycota; Leotiomycetes; Helotiales; Hyaloscyphaceae
Exons: 2
Coding region: 141-530 (129 amino acids)
Source: RefSeq, a predicted model, not a curated record